Molecule: messenger RNA, 2980 nt
Organism: Capsaspora owczarzaki ATCC 30864
Lineage: Eukaryota; Filasterea; Ministeriida; Capsasporidae
Exons: 1
Coding region: 147-2873 (908 amino acids)
Molecular function (GO): protein binding
Source: RefSeq, a predicted model, not a curated record
UGUAACCUAAGGCUCAGUCCAUUUUUGAUCCGUUUUCAAGUCUUGCUUGAUUCUCAAACAGUCCACCCAAUCCGGCUGACACUCAACCCUUAUUCUCCUUGCAAUCCUCCACUCCUGCGAUCGAGAGAGUGGGAACGCUGAGCGGGAUGCCCGUUUCCGCUGCAGGGUCUGUCGUCUCAGAUUCAGACACGCCUCUCGCACGCUCUCGGCGAGGCUCGUCCACCAGCCUCAGUGGCAUCGCCAAUACCAGCAGCAAUAACAUCAACAGCACAAGUAGUAGCAUUCAUGGUAGUAAUAGUAGUAGCAGUGGCAGUAGCGAUACUAGCAGCAAUCGCAACAAUCGGAAUAGCAGUAACAAUGCAAACCGCUCAUCGUCGUCGCUGGGCGGGCUUGGCAACCUGAUCACUGCCGCAGCGCCGCCAUUCCUCUGGAUGGGCCAACGCAGCAGAGCCACGCCAGUGAUUGAGCCAAGCGCAGCUGCAGCACUCGGCCGACCGACCUCAGCGUCAUCGUCGUCGUCGUCGUCGUCGUCGCCCUCUUCCUCUCCUACUGGUGCUUCAACUGCGACGACCGAACCCACCAGUCCCGCCAACGCCGAGUCAGCCCAAUCCCACCAGCCGCGGCGGCAAUCAGACAGUGCUCCAGUGCCAGCUGCAGUGCACCAGGUCCCGAGCACGAGCACGGGCGGGAGGGUCACUGCCAAGUCGUCCUUCCGCAUGCUCCACUCGCGCGUGCAGCAGGAACAGAGCGCGCUGGCCGUCGCGGCGGUCGUGGCUGCCGUCCCUGGUGCUGUCGAGUUCCGACCGACGUUUGCUGCUGGAUCGGCUGCCGGCGAGAGGCCUGCCACUCGGAUGAGCCAAUCUACCGACCUGCCCGAAGAAGGUCUUACGUCCGUCAAGACAACCACUUCGACUCCUUCAUCGGAUGCGUCGUGCACUAGCACUGGCGACAGUGGAUUUGCACGCGACGCAGCGCUUGGGCUGACCAGUGAGACAUUCGAUAUUGUCACGCACAACAUUGAGAGCGCCGACACGCGCCAGGGCCUCGAGCAUAGCGACGAACUGGUCGAGAUUAUGAACGAGUUUGGCGUCGGGUUUGACCAGGCGCGUCUCAUCUUUAUGCGCCGCCGAAUGAUUGAGAACAACAUUGAUCCAGACACGGGCCUGCCGCUGGACGCAAAGGCGGUGAGCUUUGGACCCAAGCCUCCAUCGCAACCGGUGAUUGCUGCGCACUCACAGCAACCACUGCCGCGCCUUCUGACUGCGGCUCAGCCCGGCUCGACCGAGCCUGCUACAUCAUCGCAAGCGUCGUUGGCAACCAGCAGCACUGCUGCUGCUGCCUCGCGAAAGCGCCUGUCUCAUCGCAUCUCCAACCGCGCGAGCAAAGUUCUGCACCUUGCCGCCGCGGCUGUCGCGGCAGCCACCUCCACCAAGCCGGGUGCGCUUGACGAUCUCACCAGCCAGCACUAUCAACAGCAGUCACACAUUUCGUCAGCCAUGUCGGACGCUGUUACCCGCACAACCGUGGACGACCGGCGUCGGCAUUCGGCCUUCUCGACGCAGUACGGCGUUUCAGACUACCCAGUACCCACCGAUCCCGGCCGACCUCGACCGCCUAUUCGCGAGCAAAUUGCGCUGCUUGUCGACAUGGGUUUCGCUCCCAAUCACGCCGCUGUAGCGCUCCUGAAGGCCCAUCGCAAUGUGUCGAUCGCUGCAUUCAUGCUGGCACAAGAAGAAACGGUCAAGACUUCGCAACACCAAGACUGGAGCUCGUCCGCGUCUCACGCUUCGCACGGCAAGCGAAUCCAUGCCCCACGGCUUGGCUGGCUCAAGGACAAGCUUAUGGGCGGCGUUCACCCUGCGCUCAGCCACGUUGCUGUGCAGCCGCUGCCAUACUCGAACGCCCCUCGCGGCGGGUCCGAGGGCGAGCCCCAGAGCACCUCCGCUCGCCUGUCUCGAGGGCGGCUUGGAUCGCAGGGUUUUGCUCAACCGGACACGACGGGCACAGCGGGCCUGAAUCCGCUUGCAUCGGUCCACUCUCAACCAGACGACAUCUUUGCGGAUGUCUUCAACCCUCGCGCCCACUCUACCGCGCUGCCGUUGUCUGCUUCCACCCGGUCUGACCUCGCUCGACUCCACGCCCAAGCGGCUCACACUGUUUCCAACCCCUCCUCCUCCUCCUCUUCCACCGCGUUGGUCACAUCCCUGUCGUCACCAGCAAGUCGUCCGACGCUUGGUUUGCGCAAGCCGAGCGCCAUGGAUGACGCAUUCAUGUUGCCAGCUCACUCGCCAGCGGCAGCCAUGGCAUCCCCGUUGGCGCGCAGCGGAAAGCCGCUGCACUUGCACUUGUCGGGUGCGCAAGAUCUCGCUGGAGACCUCCAUGGCACUCCGACCAAAUCCACUCCGACAACGCUUGUGCGAUCGUUGAGCGCCCUCGAUCUUGCCGACCUUGCGACGUUGGCAACCCAGCCCCUGAAUCCGUUCGACGACCUAUUUUCAAGUACCAGCUUGGAUCUGCCGACCGUCGACCCGCGGCAAGAGACCUCGGACGACGAGGACGAAGACAUCACGGUUGCGGCAACGUUGCCGUCCCUGGUCGCUGCCCCCUCCAAGACAACGGGAAAGCGCGAGCAGCUUGUCGUCUCCUUUGCGCCUGGAUCAACUCCGUCCAAACUAGCAGCGAUGCCUGCGUCACCUCGUGGACUUCCGCCCCACAUGACGCACAAGCGAUCCUUGUCCAGCCCGCACAAUGCCAUCCCGCCGGCGCAGCCCUUGUUCGACGCCCCUCCUCAAACGACGGCCCCGGCAUCGCCACCCCACUCACCUUCUCGAAAGUUUCAUGUUAUCGCUGCAAAGCCACACCCGAUUAGUUAGCGGCAUCAGCAAUCCGUUUGUGGCAUCUUGAAAUUGGCGUUCGAUUGAUUUUUUUGUCCAGUUUUUUUGUUUUCAUUUUCAAUGUAACAACAGUUUUUUUUUCUUUC